AUGUUUACUAGAUCAGGAAAUUUCUGUAACUGUCCACACUGGAUGCUGAAGGCAUUUUUUGGGCUCACCGAUCUUGAUAACAAAGGAAGAGGAAGAUAGCUUUGAUGAAGGCAACUUCAAACUUGUCCCUGGAGGAAAUUAAUAGUGAGGAGAAGAAACAUUUUGAGUCUUUCAUUAACCAACUGGGAGCUGAUAAUGUCUUUGAAGACAAGUCAGAAAUCUGGAAGAUCUGGGUGCAGCUCUGGGAAGCAGAACCACAUCUGCUGGGAAAUCUGAAGGAGUUCUUGGCUAAAAUGACACACUUGAUCAAGGAAGCUAAGCAUGAAAAAGAGAAGAUACAGUUACUACUGAAAAUACAAAUAUCUGAUCACAAUAAGAAGGUGCAGAAGCUAUAUGAGGAAAUGGAGCAGCAAAUUGAGGGGGAGAAACAAAAACUGCAGAAUGAGAGUAAAGCCAGGAGUCAGUUGCAUUACACAGAGAUGCAGCAAGAAUUGGAUGUUAGAGAACAGGAAAUUCAGCAUUCCCUCAUUGAUCAAAAAGAGCUUGAAACUCAGUUGGUCAGUCUCAGGGAGAAACAACUGGUGACCAGCACCCAAACCCAGCAGCUGCAACAAAUCAAGAGCAGCCUUGAAAAUCAGCUCCAUCAAACCCUCCAUCAGCUUCAAAAGACUGAAAGGUGCCUGGAUGUCAUGAAGGAUAGAAUAUCCCAACUGUACAGUGAAGACAGAGACACAGAAAUGGAGGGAGACACCAGCAAGGAUCCUCACUCUGCGCAGGAGCCUGUGAAUUUAGAUGAGACAAUCUUCUCUCAACAGGAGGUGAACAUGGAAUAUGUUCUGAAUGAGGAUAAAAUGGAUAGCUCUAUACAACAGUAAGGGUCAAAACACAUCUAUAACAGCUUUUAUAUAAAGAUAGGAUAGAAGGGAAAGGAAUAGUUUCCUGUAUAGGUGGGGCCAGGAGCUUCUAAGGCAAGAGUGAAGUAACAGGUGUAUUCAAGAACUUAAAAACCAGUUUGAAUUCUGAGCCUCCAUUAUCCAUUAACUCACAUGCUAGAGAACAAAGGAAAAAGCGAUUCAGACUGUGUUUUAUAACAGACCAAAAAAACCCUUAAAGAAAACUUCUUUGAAUCUUCUGCAAAAGUGGAUAUCUACCU
Messenger RNA from Pantherophis guttatus, 1153 nucleotides. The record is from RefSeq and is a predicted model, not a curated record. NCBI's taxonomy places the organism in Eukaryota, Metazoa, Chordata, Lepidosauria, Squamata, Colubridae.